Cordyceps militaris CM01 is the source of this 1413-nucleotide messenger RNA. RefSeq names its product Protein kinase-like domain. The coding region runs from base 1 to 1413 and encodes 470 amino acids. The transcript is spliced from 3 exons. The record is from RefSeq and is a predicted model, not a curated record. Lineage: Eukaryota; Fungi; Ascomycota; Sordariomycetes; Hypocreales; Cordycipitaceae.
AUGCCUCUCUGGUAUUGCGACAUCGAAAACUGCACGAAACCGGGUGUGCGACAUGAAGGAGAUUGCGUGCUCUGCAACCGCCACCUUUGCGCGCAGCAUCUCGGGCCGGGCUCCCAUGGCUGCCCGUCUUGGAAAGAUCAUGACCACUUUUACCCGGCCUACUCCGCAGCCGAGGGACACGAACUGUCGACACUCUUCAGCAAGAUCAACGUAGAUGCUCUCGAGGCACGCGCGUCGCUGUUGAGACAAGGGAUCAAGUGCUCCGUGGCACCCUUUCAGCAUGAUUCAGCGAAACGAAGAUCUCACAUGGGUGGCAUGAAUUAUCAUGUAGAGAUUCUCUUUGCAGACAAUGUAGUCUGGAUUGCUCGCAUACGUCGCUUCAAUGCGACGUCGACCCCACGUGAUGUGCGUGAUUACAUCUUGACGAGCGAGGUAGCGACUCUCAUGUUUCUGGAAAAGACAGCCGUGCCAACACCAAAGGUGUAUGGCUAUGCACUGGAGCACGACAGCAACGCAGUCGGCGUCGGUUACAUUCUCUUGGAAAAGCUUCCGGGGAAAGCGUUGGACUGGCCUGCCACAAACCCAGACCGGAGGCGCAAAGUCAUGAAUCAGCUUGCGGAUGUGCUCAUUGAGAUUCACAAGCAUCCGCUGCCGGUUUUGGGGUCUCUCGAUACUCCUGGAAGCUCACACGUCGGUGCUUUCGCUCACGAGUCGCUGCUAAACAUGGUUGACGGCCAAUUACAAACCUGCAGUCCUUUUCGCUCUGCCAACCAGUACCGCAAGUCUCUUCUGCAGCUGAUACUAGACAGGAUCUCAGCGGAAGAAAUGUACGCCGCGCGAUCUGUGGAAGCCUAUUUGCUGCAUCGAUUCCUGAUCGACUUGGUACCCGUGUUGACGCCGGCGGCGUCUGACGACGACAGAUUCUAUCUCAAGCACGACGAUGACAAAGGGGAUCACAUUCUGGUGGACGAGAGUUUCAAUAUCACGGGUGUUAUUGAUUGGGAGUGGGCGCACACAGCCGGGCCGGCAGAGGCCUUCAACUCCCCGGUUGGGCUGCUUCCCGUGGCAGAUUUUUAUGCCGGCGAGGUAUCCAUCGGCGCAGACGAGGCCAUCUUCGCGCAGCUUCUAGAAGAAAAGGGACAUGGGGCGCUGGCGCAGUUUGUCCUGAGCGGUCGCGUGCAACACUUAUUUGCGUUUUGCUGCGGCUUCGACCUCAGUGACUGGGACGGGUUUCUGGGCCUAUUUCGGGGUCUGCGGGAUGCGUGCGGCGUCGAUGCGGGAAUGUCAUGGGAGGACUGGAAAGAAACAGCACUAAACAGAUACAAAGACGAUGCCGGACUGCAGGAAUUGCUCACUCGGUGGGCCAAGCUUAGCACGUUUUCUGCAGCGUACGCGAAGGUUUGGCGGGAUUGA